AUUAUCUAGCCUCACUUGCGACUAAGUACGAGUAUAAAUGCGUCUGUCAUAAUUUUUGCAUGCCCAACACAAAAGCGUCAAAACACCCGCGUUCCGACAUCAUUUCAAUUCCGGCAGCCAGCCAAACAGUUAGCUCUGAUCUCUGUGCAGUCCAGUUACUAAAAUAAUACUAAAUUAAUUCGCACAUUACGUAUACGCCGCUUACUACAGCCAGACAGUGUUUCGUUGAUUGCCCACUAAUUGAUAAUUUCGGCUUCAAAAUGGCUGCCUUUGUACACUCUAAGCCGGCCAGAUGCCCUCAAUAAAUCGGGAGGAGGAGAGCGGAGUGCAGUAUUCCUACACGGAAGUCAGUACGUUUCAGAUAAGCGAAGGAAACACUCGAAAUAUGUCACCCGAACCGGUCAAGUCCGGUCGUAUUUUUCUGGCAGCAGUGGCAGCCAACUUAUCCGCCUUCGUCGUGGGCACCACCCUCGGCUGGACAUCCCCGAUCGGGCCCAAGCUGAAGGCCGAAGACACCUCGGACUCGCCGCUGAGCAGGCCCAUUACUGCCGAGGAGGAUGCCUGGAUCUCGUCCCUAAUUGCCAUCGGAGCCCUGGUGGCCCCUUUUGUGGCUGGGCCGAUGGCCGACCGCAUUGGCCGCAAGUGGGUGCUCCUGUCCAGCAGCCUUUUCUUCGUGCUGGCCUUCGGCCUGAACAUGGUGGCCUCCGAGGUGUGGAUCCUCUACCUGUCCCGACUAAUCCAAGGCUUCGGCGUCGGCUUCGUGAUGACCGUGCAGCCAAUGUAUGUGGGUGAGAUUUCCACGGACAACGUGCGUGGUGCCACCGGAUCCCUGAUGCAGCUCUUCAUUGUGGCUGGCAUUCUGUACGUCUAUGCCAUCGGACCGUAUGUUUCCUACCAGGCCCUGCAGUGGUGCUGCAUUGUGGUGCCCGUGGUCUUCGACUUUGUGUUCUACCUGAUGCCCGAGAGUCCGUACUUCUUCGCCGGAAAGGGCCGCAAGUCGGAGGCCCUGAGGUCGCUGCAGUUCCUCCGCGGCCAGAGCGCCGAGGGUGUGCACGACGAGAUGGCCGAGAUCCAGGCCAAUGUGGAGGAGGCGAUGGCCAACAAGGGCACCAUGAUGGACCUGUUCCGGAACGCCGGCAACAGGCGGGCGCUGUUCAUCUGCGCCGGCCUGAUCUCUUUCCAGCAGUUGUCCGGCAUCAACGUGGUGCUCUUCAACAGCCAGUCGAUAUUUGCCAGUGCCAACACCGGGCUGGACCCGGCCAUUGCCACCAUCAUCAUCGGGUGCGUCCAGGUGGGAUCCUCGGCCCUGACGCCCCUGGUGGCCGAUCGCCUGGGCCGGAAGGUGAUGCUGCUGACCUCCUCGAGCGUGAUGUCCAUCGGGCUGGCGGCCCUGGGCGGAUUCUUCUACAUGCAGCUGGUCGUCGGAGACAUCUCCAGUGUGGUUUGGAUGCCGGUUCCCGCCCUGAUCAUCUACAACAUUGUGUACUGCACAGGCUUCGGCCCGCUUCCGUGGGCGGUGCUCGGCGAGAUGUUCCCGGCGAACAUCAAGUCGGCGGCCUCGUCGGUGGUGGCCAGCACCUGCUGGACACUGGGCUUCCUGGUGACCUUCUUCUACCCCACCCUGGACGCCCUCGGCUCCUACUACGCCUUCUGGCUCUUUGCCGCCUGCAUGGUGGUGGCCUUCUUCUUCGUGCUUCUCGUCGUGAUGGAGACGAAGGGCCUCAGCCUGCAGCAGAUCCAGGAUCGGCUCAACGGCAAGCGCAACUAGGAAGCACUCCUGAUUCCCUAACGAUUUUUAUCCUACGUCUAAGGUCUAUGUGCAAGUAUUUUAUUGGUUAGAUUUGUAAGCCUAAACUCAAUUGUUACAUGUUUUUCCUGUUAAUUUGUAAACCAAACUAAAAUGUAGUAAUA
Messenger RNA from Drosophila gunungcola (fruit fly), 1911 nucleotides. Its product is annotated as facilitated trehalose transporter Tret1. Gene Ontology annotation, biological process: transmembrane transport; carbohydrate transport. The record is from RefSeq and is a predicted model, not a curated record. Bases 293 to 1768 code for a protein of 491 amino acids. Gene Ontology annotation, molecular function: sugar transmembrane transporter activity. NCBI's taxonomy places the organism in Eukaryota, Metazoa, Arthropoda, Insecta, Diptera, Drosophilidae. Gene Ontology annotation, cellular component: membrane. The transcript has 4 exons.